AUGCGGCUUGAGGACACCCUUCUUGAAGACGAAGAGGCGGACGAAGUCACCAAGCAAAUUUACAACAUAAUACAAUCUGAAUAUCCGCUGGAAGAACCUGAUCAUAAGCGCCAUCGAACUGCUUUGGAAUUGAGCCCGGAGCACAUCUUACGGCGCAAAAGGGACCCUACGGAAACGGACGAAGAAUAUCUGGAUCGAAUGGAACGAGUGAAUACCUGGCCGGCAUACAGCACCGCUGCCGAAGCAAAAUGGAUAUGGAGGGCCCAGGUGGUAAUCCGGGCGAUGAAGUUCUUAUGUGACUAUGCAGGCUGCGACUCGUUCAGACCCAAGGUCUUCUACGAGUAUUCGUGGAUUUGCCUCAGAGAAGGUCAGGGCGUCAGGGCCUGGGAUUUUUAUGGUCACCCACCGCCGUUACCGCCGAAGGGACUAACGGAUCAUGAGAAAGCAGAGUGGUAUUAUGAGACAGCCGAAAGACAUCAAGAAAAGAUUCUUGCAGAAUGGCACAAAGGCAAAGAGCUUGAAAUUCUCUCCGGUCAAAUUCGCCUACAAGAUCUCCUGUCACAAACCACGAUUCAGUGCAUCGGAUCAGAUGAACUAAGUACGGGAGGAGAGGGAAGAUGA
This is a messenger RNA of Penicillium subrubescens, 621 nucleotides long. RefSeq lists its product as uncharacterized. NCBI's taxonomy places the organism in Eukaryota, Fungi, Ascomycota, Eurotiomycetes, Eurotiales, Aspergillaceae. The transcript has a single exon. The record is from RefSeq and is a predicted model, not a curated record. Bases 1 to 621 code for a protein of 206 amino acids.